Fraxinus pennsylvanica is the source of this 1269-nucleotide messenger RNA. The record is from the annotation of a GenBank genome assembly. NCBI's taxonomy places the organism in Eukaryota, Viridiplantae, Streptophyta, Magnoliopsida, Lamiales, Oleaceae.
AUGAAUUGUUUUUCAUGUUUCGCAUCCCAUGAGAGGAAAGCGUCCAAGAGGUGUGGUGGCCGGACAAAAGGGUCGCCGCAGCCUCUGCCACCACAGCGCAGGCCGCAGCGUCGAGCACCACCACGGCCACGGCCAGAAAAGGUUCCAGAAGAAGCUAAAAAUAAUAAUGCUCCAAAUCAAGAAGGAGGCAAAAAUGCAGCCCUAACUUUCACCUACAAGGAGUUGGCGCAGGCAACAAAGAACUUCCGGCCAAAAUGUAUGUUGGGUGAAGGUGGGUUUGGACGAGUUUACAAGGGUUACCUUGAGAAAACAGGCCAGAUUGUAGCUGUGAAGCAACUUGACCGCAAUGGAUUGCAAGGAAACCGAGAAUUUCUUGUAGAGGUUUUGAUGCUGAGCCUUUUGCACCACCAAAAUCUGGUAAAUCUGAUAGGAUACUGUGCUGAUGGAGAACACAGGCUUUUGGUAUACGAGUAUAUGCAAUUGGGAUCUCUGGAAGACCAUCUACUGGAUCUUCCACCAGGCUGCACUGCAUUGAGUUGGCUCACAAGAAUGAAAAUAGCACUAAAUGCUGCCAAAGGUCUUGAAUAUUUGCAUGAUAAAGCCAACCCACCUGUCAUUUACCGUGAUUUAAAAUCCUCCAACAUCUUGCUGGACAAGGAUUUUAAUGCAAAACUCUCCGAUUUUGGUUUAGCCAAGCUCGGACCUGUGGGUGAUAAGUCAUAUGUAUCUACCAGGGUGAUGGGAACAUACGGUUAUUGUGCCCCCGAAUACCAAAGAACAGGCCAAUUAACAUUGAAGUCAGAUGUAUAUAGCUUUGGUGUCGUUUUCUUGGAGUUAAUUACUGGAAGAAGAGUUAUUGAUAACACGAGGAAACGUGACGAACAAAAUUUAGUAACCUGGGCAGAACCCAUUUUCAAGGAACCAAGUAGAUUCUCAGAACUGGCUGAUCCACUGCUUCCAGAGGUCAUCCCGAAGAAAAGCUUGAAUCAAGCAGUUGCUGUUGCUUCUAUGUGUCUUCAAGAAGAUGCAUAUGUUCGUCCUUUGAUAAGCGAUGUGGUCACUGCUCUUAGUUAUCUUUGGGUCGGACCAGAUAAUACAGUAUUGGCUUCGCAUAUUGCGUCUCCAUCUUCAUCUUCUUCCCAACUGAUCGGAUCACCUGCAAAUCAUCAAAACGAGAUUGCUGAUGCAGAACAAGACAAACAAGCUCUAGACGACCUGGAAUGGGGUGCGAUUUCAAGGAAUCCUAGACGAUCGUGCUCUUCAGCUUGA